Suncus etruscus (white-toothed pygmy shrew) is the source of this 942-nucleotide messenger RNA. RefSeq names its product olfactory receptor 5D18-like. The coding region runs from base 1 to 942 and encodes 313 amino acids. Gene Ontology annotation, molecular function: odorant binding; olfactory receptor activity; G protein-coupled receptor activity. The record is from RefSeq and is a predicted model, not a curated record. NCBI's taxonomy places the organism in Eukaryota, Metazoa, Chordata, Mammalia, Eulipotyphla, Soricidae. The transcript has a single exon. Gene Ontology annotation, cellular component: membrane. Gene Ontology annotation, biological process: sensory perception of smell; G protein-coupled receptor signaling pathway.
AUGUUACUAGCGAACAGAAAUCAGAGCUCAGUAACCAUGUUCAUCCUCCUGGGUUUUUCAGAUUUUCCACAUCUCCAGGCACCUCUUUUCUUGGUGUUUUUGAUCAUCUACACCAUCACUGUAGUGGGGAAUUUAGGCAUCAUUGUGGUGGUGAGGAUCAACCCCAAGUUGCAAACACCCAUGUACUUUUUCCUUAGCCAUCUAUCGUUUCUAGAUAUUUGUUACUCCAGUGUAUUUACACCCAAACUCCUAGAAAUCUUGGUUGUGCAAGAUAGAAGCAUCUCCUUUAGAGGAUGCAUGAUCCAAUUUUACUUUAUCUGUGCAUUUGUGAUUACUGAAAUGUUCAUGUUAGCAGUGAUGGCUUAUGACCGCUUCGUGGCCGUGUGUAACCCCCUACUCUAUACUGUGGCUAUGUCUCGUAAGCUCUGUGCACUCUUGGUAGCUGCAACCUACACUUGGGGAGGACUAUGUUCUUUAACAAUCACAUAUUCUCUUUUAGACCAGACCUACUGUGGUCCUAACCUCAUAAAACAUUUUGGCUGUGAAUAUUCUGCUAUUCUCUCUUUAUCCUGUUCUGAUCCCUCCUUCAGCCAGUUGGUUUGCUUCAUCAUUUCCACAUUCAAUGAGACUACCAGCCUCCUGAUAAUCCUGGCUUCCUAUGUUUUCAUUGUCGUCACCAUCAUUAGGAUGCCUUCCACUGGUGGACUCCGCAAAGCGUUCUCUACCUGUGCCUCCCAUCUAACAGCUAUCACCAUUUUCCACGGGAUCAUCCUUCUUCUCUACUGUGUACCCAACUCCAAAAGCUCCUGGCUCCUGAUCAAAGUGGCUACUGUGUUUUUUACCGUCAUGAUUCCUAUGCUCAAUCCCCUGAUCUACAGCCUGAGGAAUAAAGAUGUAAAAGAAACGGUCAGAAAUGUAAUUAAAUCCAAACUUUGUACUUAG